Aspergillus tanneri is the source of this 2505-nucleotide messenger RNA. RefSeq lists its product as uncharacterized. Lineage: Eukaryota; Fungi; Ascomycota; Eurotiomycetes; Eurotiales; Aspergillaceae. The record is from RefSeq and is a predicted model, not a curated record. The transcript has 8 exons. Gene Ontology annotation, molecular function: monooxygenase activity; heme binding; pyridoxal phosphate binding. The coding region runs from base 1 to 2505 and encodes 834 amino acids. Gene Ontology annotation, biological process: biosynthetic process.
AUGAGCGUAGCUAAAAGCUUCGGUGGCCGGUUCAUCCCUCUGUAUGAACGACUAUCGGAUGGAAUUGAUCUGAACGAUGCAAUCAAGACAGGUUUAUUACUGGCAGUUCUCUGGAAAAUAUGGGAUUGGGUAUACAAUCUAUAUUUGCAUCCAUCUGCCAGAUAUCCCGGCCCGCUAUUCUGUCGAAUGAGCAUUUUGCCCAAUCUUUACUACGCCUGGAAGGGGACUAAGCACUUGAAAGCCGAUGAAUUGCACAGGAAAUACGGUAUGAGCGAAGCUCCCCACAACAGUUUAAUGCAGAUAAUAAUGCAACCAAUGAGGACAGGCGAUGUUGUCCGCCUGGAACCAGGCUUUCUCUCCAUUAUCAGUCCCAACGCUGUUCAAGAUAUUUACGGUAGUCGCUCUCAAUUCGAGAAGGGAACCUUUUAUUCCAGAGGGCCUAAAGAGAGCCAAGUCCUAACUAACUUAGCGACAGCGGUAGAUAAAAAGGUCCAUGCUCGGAAACGUAGGAUUAUGUCGCACGCUUUUAGCGAGGCAGCUGUUCGAUCGUACGAAGAAACAGUACUUGGCAAAAUCCGGCUUUUCUGCCACCGGAUCUCGGAUUCUACAGCCUUUGGAGAGGAAUAUAAAAAUAUGUCGAGAUGGUUCUCGUAUCUGACCUACGAUAUUAUGGGCAAUCUCACAUUCGGGCAUGAUUACGGCAUGCUGACUAGAACUGACGACCACUUCAUUCAACCGCUCAUUGACACUUUCCAGCACAGCCAGGUUGUCUUGGGAGUCGUUCCUUGGGUCGAGCGCUGGGGAUUAGCUCCAUUGCUAUUCGUGAACAUCCUCUUAGCUGUGAGACGGUUCCGGAAGUAUGUGGACAAUCAGGUAAAUCAUCGGAUAGCCGAGGAAAAGGCCGGCAGGGGACCGGAGGAUAUCUUCAAACUUCUCCUUUCGCAAACGGAUAAAAACACAGGCGAGAGGAUGGAGUUUAAGGAACUCUCCGAUGAGGCUGUUGUCUUGAUUAUUGCCGCCAGCGACACGACUGGAACCGCAUUGUCUGGCCUUUCAUUCUAUCUGGCCCGGUAUCCAGAAUGUUACGCCAAGCUAAAGCAAGAAGUCCGCUCUACCUUCUCCACCGUGGAGGAAAUUGUAAGUGGCAAGAAGCUUUUGCAAUGCAAGUACCUCCGCGCCUGCGUGGAAGAAGCCCUCCGCAUGUCCCCAGGCGUCCCAGGCUACCUUGUCCGUGAAUCCCCCAAGGAUGCCACGAUUGAUGGCCAUUUCAUCCCCGCCAACACGCAGAUUGGAGUCCCCGGUUGGACCAUGCAUCGCAACCCAGAAUUCUUCCCGGAUCCACAAGUCUUCAAGCCGGAACGCUGGCUGACCGAGUCGGAAGCCGAGCUACAACGUUUACGCUCCGUUCAUUUUCCAUUCAGCUAUGGGCCGCGAGCCUGUAUUGGCAAGAACCUGGCUUACAAUACGAUCUAUCUGGUCAUCGCGCGGAUUGCUUUCCUGUUUGAAAUCGAGUCGAGUGAGCCCCUGCCGUUGGAAUUCCAUGUGAAGGAUCAUUUUGCUGCGGGCGAGAAAAAUGGAUGGCUCUCCAACCGAGUCCGCUCAAACGUUGAGCGUAUGCUACCAGGGAUCACUUCCGCCCUGAUUGAGAAAGACAAAAGUGCUAUUAUAGAUCUUGCCACUGCCGAAAAUCAUGUCAUCCGAGAAGAGCUGAUUAACGUCUACAAAGAAGUCUUAAAUGAGAAGCUGGUUCCCCAGGCAUUCGAUGACGCAAGGCGUCGUGACAAAAGUGUGCGAGCGGUGGUGCUUACCAACCCGCAUAAUCCAUCAGGGCGCUGUUAUAGUCUGAGUGCUUUGGGAAGCGCGGCCCGAUUCUGCCAAGAGAAGAACAUUCACUUGAUUUCCGACGAAGUAUACGCUCUGAGCACUUUUGGGUCAGCGAAGGAAGGUGGAAAGUUCGUUUCCGCCCUGACAUUAGACCUGCCCUCACUGGGUGUUGAUCGGGCCCGGAUUCAUACGAUCUGGAGCACAAGUAAGGAUUUUGGGAGCAGCGGAUGCCGAUUGGGGUGUAUUGUAUCUCAGGCAAACGAGGCACUUCGGGCAAGUGUUGGUCUAAUGACAACUACUCAGAUAUCCAGACUAUCGUCUUUAGCCACUGCUGGGCUACUUCAACAUUGCCACCUGUCACACCUCAUGUUACUGAACUGUCAACGGCUAGCAGAGUCCUACGAUCAGGUUACAAGAUGGCUAACCCGGCAUUGGUUCCCCUUCAUUCCAGCGACCGCGGGUCUCUAUGUUCUUGCUCGGCUGGCUCCACAUGCUGCAACCUGGGAUCAAGAAGCUGAAGUGCUACUCAAGAUCAAGGCCGCUGGAGUUCUCCUUGUUUCCGGUCGCUCGUUUCAUCUCCAGGAGAGGCAAAUGGGCUGGUUUCGUAUUGUAAUCUCCGUUAAGCCGCACAUACUGGAAGAAGCACUUCGACGAAUGGAAAGGGCGUUGAACAUUGGUUAG